Molecule: messenger RNA, 1473 nt
Organism: Paracoccidioides brasiliensis Pb18
Product: mevalonate kinase
Exons: 1
Coding region: 1-1473 (490 amino acids)
Biological process (GO): isoprenoid biosynthetic process; ergosterol biosynthetic process
Cellular component (GO): cytoplasm
Molecular function (GO): ATP binding; mevalonate kinase activity
Source: RefSeq, a predicted model, not a curated record
AUGAUAACUCCUUCUCCUACGCUCUCUGAGAUGAACGGUCACGCAGCUGAACAACAGGACGGCACAAGUGUUGGCAACUGGGUGAGGAUGUCAAGAAAGGCAUCCUCGCCCAUGGCGCCGGCAUUCAUGGUCUCCGCACCGGGCAAGGUCAUUGUCUUUGGAGAACACGCAGUCGUCCAUGGCAAACGGGCCAUGGCAGCCGCCAUCUCCCUCCGCUCCUACCUCCUCGUUACCACCUUGUCGAAAUCGCAGCGCACGAUUACGCUGAACUUCAGAGACAUUGAGUUGGAUCAUACGUGGAACAUCGAUUCUCUUCCCUGGGCGCUGUUCUGCCAGCCUUCUAAGAAAAAAUUCUACUACGACUCUGUCACCUCUCUUGACCCCGAACUCCUCGAGGCGAUACAGCCACAUAUCGCAGACAUAUCCAUUGGCAAACCGGAUGAGGUGCGAAAAAUCCACCGAAGUUCCGCCACCGCCUUCCUCUACCUCUUCCUCUCCCUCAGCUCUCCAGACUCUCACGCAGCGAUAUAUACGCUCCGUUCUACGAUUCCAAUUGGCGCUGGUCUAGGAAGCAGCGCUAGUAUCGCCGUCUGUCUUAGCGCUGCUCUUCUCUUACAAAUACGGAUCCUAGCGGGGCCCCAUCAAGACCAACCGCCAGAGGAGGCGGAGGUCCAGAUUGAGCGAAUAAACCGAUGGGCAUUCGUUGGCGAAAUGUGCAUACAUGGCAACCCCAGCGGCGUGGACAAUACCGUCUCAGCCGGUGGGAAAGCCGUCAUAUUCAGAAGAGGCGAUUACUCCAAACCACCAUCCGUAACUCCCAUCCUCGACUUCCCCGAACUCCCCCUUCUCCUCGUUAAUUCACGCCAGCCCCGCUCCACCGCAACUGAAGUUGCGAAAGUAGGCAGGUUCUGCAAAGCCCAUCCCGCAGUGGCCGAGUCAACGCUCGCAGCCAUCGACCAGGUCACAGAAAGCGCAAACAAUUUCAUCCAAUCUGGCCGCUUUGACAAAGAUUCCAACGAAGACAUCGAUCACUUUGGCGAGCUGUUCCGCAUCAAUCACGGCCUCCUCGUCUCGCUAGGUGUAUCGCACCCGCGACUCGAACGGAUUCGAGAACUAGUCGACCACGCCGGCAUAGGGUGGACGAAACUCACCGGAGCCGGCGGGGGCGGGUGCGCAAUUGUGUUAUUACGAGCAAAUACCAAUCAAGCCGUGUUGCACCACCUGGAGCAGAAUCUGGACGAUGAAGGGUUCGAGCGGUACGAGACGACACUUGGUGGAAACGGCAUUGGCGUGCUGUGGCCUGCCGUGCUGAAGAAUGGAAGCGACGAAGAAGGCGGGGAGGAGAUUGAUCAGCGGAAAUUCGAGAAUGCGGUUGGCAAUGCGGGCAUUGAGAGGCUGGUUGGGGUUGGUGGUGGGCAGGAGAGGCGGGAAGGUUGGAAGUUUUGGAAGCGCGGAACAAAGGCGGAAUCGUAA